Ooceraea biroi (clonal raider ant) is the source of this 1053-nucleotide messenger RNA. Its product is annotated as proteasome subunit beta type-2. Gene Ontology annotation, biological process: proteasomal protein catabolic process. The record is from RefSeq and is a predicted model, not a curated record. Gene Ontology annotation, cellular component: proteasome core complex; cytoplasm; nucleus. NCBI's taxonomy places the organism in Eukaryota, Metazoa, Arthropoda, Insecta, Hymenoptera, Formicidae.
AGGUUAGCUUCUCGUGACGGGCAAUUUUGCAGUGUUUGGUGGUUUCUGUCAAGAGACGGUGGAUACGAAAUCGAAAUAAGAGAAAUGGAGUGUUUAAUUGGUAUUCAGUGCAGAGAUUUUGUGCUGGUUGCAGCAGAUAUGACAACUACACAAUCCAUUAUAGUUAUGAAAAGCGAUGAACACAAAAUUCAUAAAAUCUCUGACAAGCUUGUUAUGGCAAUAUCUGGAGAAUCGGGCGAUACGACACAGUUUUCAGAGUAUAUCGGGAAGAACAUCCAAUUGUAUAAGAUGCGUAACGGCUAUGAGCUGUCUCCCAAGGCUGCAGCAUGCUUCACGCGAAGAAAUUUGGCUGAUUAUCUGAGAAGCAGAACCCCAUAUUUUGUCAAUAUGCUGUUAGCUGGAUACGAUGACGACACGGGACCGGAAUUGUAUUUCAUUGAUUACCUAGCCUCCUGCGUCAAGGUUCCUUACGCGACUCACGGAUACGGAGGGAUGUUCUCUAUGUCUGUUCUAGAUAGAUAUCACAAAUAUGAUUGUACAGAAGAGGAGGCAUACUCAUUAUUGAAAAAGUGCGUUCGAGAGAUUCAAAAACGAUUGAUCGUUAAUUUGCCAAAUUUUAAGGUUCAAAAAAUAUCCAAGGAUGGCAUUAAAGACUUGCAGCCAAUCACAGCUGAAAACUUGGCUGUGGAAAAUGCUGCCAAAGCAUAAGAGAGCACCUACUUUAUGUUUAUUAUUUGUAGGAGAAAGGCAUUUUCAUUAUAAAAAUAAAAUACUAAAAUAUUAUUUGAUGAUAAAAGUGUGAAUAUUUUCCUAUUUGUCUGUUGUCCCAAUCGUGCGGAGACAGAUUGAAGCAUUUUUACUUUUCGCAAUUUCAUUCUACACACGUGCGUACAUAUACACAAAUACAUUCAUAUAUUUCGAUGUAUGCAUGUACAGUCAUCAAAUAUUAUAUAAUUAUAUUAUCAUCAAAGAAUAAUCGUAUUAUACAAUAUGAUACAAGAUAUAUAAUGUAAGAAAUGGAAAAUUAAAUAAUCUAUUCCUUUCUUUAAAAAA